Sparassis crispa is the source of this 1554-nucleotide messenger RNA. RefSeq lists its product as hypothetical. Gene Ontology annotation, molecular function: FMN binding. The record is from RefSeq and is a predicted model, not a curated record. The transcript has 6 exons. Bases 1 to 1554 code for a protein of 517 amino acids. Lineage: Eukaryota; Fungi; Basidiomycota; Agaricomycetes; Polyporales; Sparassidaceae.
AUGGCAUCUCCUCGUUGGUUGAAUGCGCUCACUAAAGCGGCGAGUCUGCCGGAGAACAAGGGUCAGAACGUAUAUCAACUCGCCACCGUGGACGCCAACGUCAUGCCUCAUGUACGCACCGUCGUCCAUCGUGACAUCCUCCACCCGAGUGGGUUCCCAAAUCUCCCCAUCAUGCUCACCACAACCGACAUCCGCACGUCGAAGGUGACCCAGCUUCGCGCCAACGCCCACGCCGAGCUAGCCUGGUGGAUGGCCGGCUCCCAGGACCAGUUUCGCGUGUCCGGGCCAGCGCGCGUCAUCUCAUCCCCUAUGCCCGAUGCGAAAUCCGGGGACACAAGCGAGGACACUCCGGCGUUCGACAAGAUGCGGGAGCAGGGCUUUGACUGGGAGCAGAAGCGCCUUGCCGUCUUCGACUCCAUGAGUGCCCACAUGAAGGCGACCUGGUGUCGGCCCCCACCAGGCAGCGCAAUGGACUCGUACGACGACGCGAAGAAGUGGCCGAAGACAGUGCCGAAGCUCGGUGAGGCGGUGAGCGACGAGGACAAGCGGAACCAAGCGCAAGCCCUCGGCAACUUUGCCCUCGUGCUCGUCGAGGCGGUCGAGGUGGACUGGGUGCAGCUUGGCGUAAAACCGAAUCAGCGCACGAGGUUUACUCGGAAGGAUGAGGAAUGGGUCGAGCAGAUCGUUGUGCCGACUACUCGAGGCGUGUACUGCACGCGUGAUGUGUUACCUCCCUCGACGCGUCGCGUCGCGAUCCAGAUGCUCGGCGAACGCGCUGCGCAGAGCGUUCUGGACGUCCGGACUGCCAGUGAAAUACUCCUGCUCGCUGCUCGCUGCUGCAUCACAGCACAUUUUAUGAUGACAUCCCCACGCUGGCUCGACACACUCACGAAGGCCCUGAGCCUGCCAGAAAAUAAAGGCCAAAUCACAUACCAACUCGGAACGGUUGACGCUAACGGCAGGCCUCAUGUCCGCAUCGUCGGCCAUCGCGAGGUUCUCCAACCCUCCGGAUUCCCGAACCUCCCCAUCCUCUGCGCCACGACCGACGUGCGCAGCCCCAAAGUCACCGAGCUCCGCGCGAACGCGUACGCCGAGCUGUCUUGGUGGAUCUCCGGCAGCAGAGACCAGUACCGCAUCAGCGGGCCCGUGCGCAUCAUAUCCUCCCUCAAAUCCGAUGCCGAAUCCGCCAGCACGAGCGACGAGACGCUGGCGCUGGAUAAGAUGCGCGAACAGGGCUUCGAUUGGGAGCAGAAGCGCCGCGACGCUUUCGACGCCCUGGGCGAGCGCUGGAAGGCGACGUGGUGCUGCCCCCCGCCCGGAAGCCCCAUGAAGUCGUACGAGGUUGCGUCGACGUGGCCGCAGAUCGUGCCAAAACUCGGCGAGGCGGCGAGCGACGAGGACAAACGGAUCCACGAGGAGGCCCUCGGCAACUUUGCCUUGUUGCUCAUUGAGGCCGUCGAGGUGGACUGGGUGCAAGUCGGCGAGAAGCCGAAUCGACGGACGAGGUUCACGCGGAAGGGCGAGGAGUGGGUCGAGCAGAUCGUGGUGCCGUGA